Molecule: messenger RNA, 246 nt
Organism: Echinococcus granulosus
Lineage: Eukaryota; Metazoa; Platyhelminthes; Cestoda; Cyclophyllidea; Taeniidae
Exons: 3
Coding region: 1-246 (81 amino acids)
Source: RefSeq, a predicted model, not a curated record
AUGUUGGGGAACGGAAAUGCUUGGCUUUCAGAGAACUUUCGGAACUACGAGAAUCUGGAAUGCCUGCUUAUAACGGGUCGCGUAUUCGCGGAUAUUGGCGGUCUGAGGGUGGAGCGUUUCGUCAGUCUCGACUGCGCCAUGCAGCACUUACUCGCAAGUCACAUCUGCAGAUGUGUCAAGCGCAGCGGCAAAAUGAAAGCAGCAUCAGCUGAAGUAGAAGGCAAAGCCCUCGUUCUGCGCUUGUGA